Messenger RNA from Xyrauchen texanus (razorback sucker), 5999 nucleotides. RefSeq names its product microtubule-associated serine/threonine-protein kinase 3-like. The transcript is spliced from 26 exons. The record is from RefSeq and is a predicted model, not a curated record. Gene Ontology annotation, biological process: peptidyl-serine phosphorylation; intracellular signal transduction. Gene Ontology annotation, molecular function: protein serine/threonine kinase activity; ATP binding; protein binding. Lineage: Eukaryota; Metazoa; Chordata; Actinopteri; Cypriniformes; Catostomidae. The coding region runs from base 341 to 4417 and encodes 1358 amino acids.
UAAAUUUGUAGUCGUUGCAGUUGUAUUGGUAUAUAUUAACUCCAUCCUCUUCGAUGGACAAUCUCUGGCGUUGUGACAGAGCUUGAGAGUAACCAGACGCUGGCAUUUUUCAAACCAAUGUGUCACUUGUGGAAAAAAAAAGAAUGCGUUGAUGGCAUCAGCGUUGUUUCACUUACCAGUUACCAGUGCCCCGUAUUGUAUGCAAUGGAGUCUGUGUCGACAUGGAGUUUGUUUGGAAAAUUCAUUAGACUUAAGUGCUUUUUCUCGUCACAAUAUUGCGUUGUUUCAACGAUGAGGAUUUGUUAACUUUGGACGUUAAUAAGACGAACACACCGACAGCAUGUCAGAGCGGAAUUACUGGACUGUGUGCCCGAGUUACAAAAGUCAGUUCGUUUCGGGAGGCUUAGUUAAACGACCCAAAAGUAACCGGAACAAAAGGAAGAGUCUGGCCCCUUCACCUACUCUAUCAAGACCGCUCUCACCCCUGCCUUUCCCAACUGGGAGCAGUCCACUGGACAGUCCUAGAAAUAUCUCCAGCAGUCCUUCUGUCAACUUCCCAUUUAUACGGAGAGCGGACACACGAAGAUGGUCUGUGGCAUCUGUCUCCUCUGGAUAUGGAACCAAUCCCCCCAGCUCUGCCAUUUCAUCUUCCUCCUCAUCACAUGAGCUCUUGCACCAGCUCCCCUCCCACCCCACCCCAGAUGACCUCCAUCGCCUCUUUAAGCAUUUCAGGAGCUCAGAGACUGUGGCAGAUGAGGAUGGACAGCCCUCUCCUUUCCGGCCUCGCUCACGGAGUCUAAGCCCUGGGAGGACAUGUGGGUCCUUUGAUAAUGAGAUUGUGAUGAUGAAUCAUGUCUACAAAGAACGGUUUCCGAAGGCCACAGCUCAGAUGGAGGGACGGUUGCUGACAGUGAUUGCAGACUACUGUCCUGACAGUGCUCCUCCACUUGCUGAUGGACUGCUGGGCUUCAUUCAGCACCAGCUGGUCGAGCUUGUGCGGGACUGUCUGGAGAAGUCCAGAAAAGGCCUCAUCACAUCUUGCUACUUCAUAGAACUCCAGGAAAAAAUAGAAAAUUUGCUGCAUGAGGCUUAUGAGCGCUCUGAGAGUGAGGAAUUGACUGUUAUUGCCAAACUCGUGAAGAAGAUUCUCAUCAUCAUUUCCAGGCCAGCAAGACUCCUGGAAUGUCUGGAGUUUGACCCUGAGGAGUUUUAUCAACGGCUUGAAGUUGCAGAAGACCAGGCAAAAGCUGGCCAGGGAAUCAAAACAGACAUCCCUCGAUACAUCAUCAGCCAACUUGGUCUCACCCGUGACCCCCUGGAAGAAGUGGUGCAGCUUGAGCAAAACAACUCGGGCAGCCCAAACAGAAUAUUGGUUGACACUGCAGAGAAUCGUCCUGAAAGCACAACACCUCGAAGAAAACCUCUGGAAAGAGACUUUGAGACCAUAAAGCUCAUCAGCAAUGGGGCUUAUGGGGCUGUGUACCUGGUACGUCACCGUGGGACACGACAAAGGUUUGCCAUGAAGAAGAUCAACCGGCAGAACUUAAUCCUCAGGAACCAGAUCCAGCAGGUGUUCGUGGAGCGAGACAUCCUGACGUUCGCAGAGAACCCCUUUGUUGUCAGCAUGUUCUGCUCCUUUGAGACACGGCGCCACCUCUGUAUGGUCAUGGAAUAUGUAGAGGGCGGAGAUUGUGCAAAUUUGCUGAAGAAUAUGGGUCCUUUGCCAGUGGACAUGGCCAGAAUGUACUUUGCAGAGACUGUUUUGGCAUUAGAAUAUCUUCAUAAUUAUGGCAUAGUUCACAGAGAUCUCAAACCUGACAACUUACUCAUUACAUCAAUGGGGCACAUUAAACUGACCGACUUUGGUUUGUCGAAAAUUGGUUUAAUGAACAUGACCACAAACCUGUAUGAGGAACACAUGGAGAAAGACACAAGAGAGUUUAUUGAUAAACAGGUCUGUGGCACUCCAGAAUACAUUGCUCCAGAGGUGAUCCUGAGGCAAAGUUAUGGGAAACCUGUGGACUGGUGGGCCAUGGGCAUUGUCCUGUACGAGUUCUUAGUGGGCUGUGUCCCUUUCUUUGGAGACACACCAGAAGAGCUCUUUGGACAGGUGGUCAGUGAUGAGAUAGAGUGGCCAGAGGGUGAUGAUGCAUUGCCUGCUGAUUCUCAAGAUCUCAUCACAAAAUUGUUGAGACAAAGCCCCUUGGGGCGCUUGGGAACUGGUGGAGCGGCUGAAGUCAAACAUCACAUCUUUUUCCAUGGUCUGGACUGGAGUGGACUUCUGAGGCAGAAAGCAGAGUUUAUCCCACAGCUUGAAACUGAAGAAGAUACAAGCUACUUUGACACACGUUCCGACCGCUACCAACACUCUGAGGAGGACGAUGAGACAAACGACGAUGAAUCUUAUCAGGAGAUCAAGUUCUCAUCCUGCUCGCAUCGCUUCAGCAAGGUGUACAGUAGCUCGGAGCAGCUGGCUUCUUCCUCCAUCUUGAGCCUGUCCUCAUCAGAGCGGAGCUGUAGUGAAGAGAAGGAUGACCGAUGGGAUGGUCAUUCAAUGCUCUCUCCAGGAGAAGCACCCAGACAACUGCCAAGUAGUGACAGGAAGCAGGAUGUGCAGAGGGGCAGCCCAAGUCAGAGGCCAAGAGCAUUAUCCAGUUCAUCCCAUCCUGAGAGUGGCUCUAGUCCUGUCAUUCUGAACAGCACUCAGAGCCUUGAGGCAAUGCCACGUUUUGCCUUUCCUGAGGAUGAAGAAGGACUUGUCUCCAGUCUUCAGCGAAUUCGUCUGCGCAGCAACUCCACUGGAACAAGACCUGCUAGUGGCAGGGACCACAAGGGCCCACGUCAACUUGGGCUCCAGCUGGAGACCACCGAGAAAUCAAGAUCAGAUUUUACAUGCAAAGUCUCAAAAUCUGCAUCUGUAUCUGGCAUGUCCCUCAUCGUCACAGCUGAUGACAUCCCUGGUGGGGUCCAAACAAACCCCAUGUCCUCACACUCCCUCUCAUCCAACCCUUCAUCUCGGGACUCUUCCCCAAAUCGAGACCUCUCUCUCAGUGUCAGCAGCCUUCGUCCUCCUGUGGUCAUCCACAGCUCUGGGAGGAAGUAUGGCUUUGCGAUCCGUGCCAUUCGGGUCUACAUGGGGGACACAGAUGUGUACACGGUGCACCACAUGGUCUGGAGCGUUGAAGAUGGCAGCCCUGCUCACGAGGCCGGACUGAGGGCUGGUGACCUCAUAACUCAUGUGAAUGGAGAGUCUAUUCAGGGUCUGGUGCACACUGAUGUUGUGGAGCUUUUGCUGAAAAGUGGGAGUAAAGUGACCCUGCAGACAACUCCACUUGAGAAUACUUCCAUUAAAACUGGGCCUGCAAGAAAGACCAGCUAUAAGGGAAAGAUGGCACGACGCAGCAAAAAAAGCACAAGGAAAGAGGGUCAAGACAGCAAACGACAUAACCUUUUAAAGAAGCUGCCCAAGCAUAAUCCAGGGAUACAGAGUAGUCGCAGUUUCUUUGCAGGUUUCCAGCACUCCCCUAACGACAGCCUGUCAGAUUCCCCAACACCAAGCCUGUCUCCUGGACCCAAUACACCAUGUAGAAGCCCAGCUCCAGAUGUGUCAUGUGAUUCUAACUCACCACAGAGUUCCUCACCAUGCUCAAGCUCUCCAAAUUCACCAAUCCCUCAAAGUCGACCAAAUUCUCUCCACGUUUUGGGAUCUAAGAUUGGCCUUCGCUAUAAUAAAGCAGGCCGAUGCAAGUCUACCAACAGUAUUCCCCCUUCUCCCCUUGCCUGCAAUCCAUCUUCACAACCUCUGUCUCCACAGUGUUCUCCAUCUUCCCUCUCUGGGAUGCCUAAAAGCCUCCACUCAUUUCAUAAUAAGAUGAUGUCCCCACCAACCAUUGUUCGACAGACGGUGUGUCCCCAAAGUGCAGAAUCACCCCACUCGCCAUUGCUGUACAGGAUCCAGUCAUCUGAGAGACUCUCCGGUGCCCAGCAUGGUGACAAAAAGGCCUUUUCCACUCGAAGGCUCACUGUGGAGGUUCCCCAGGGUGAAGCCGAAGUGCUCGAGUCACAAACAAUUGACAUUGCCUCAGGCUUUGUUUGUGUCGGUGACCAUGCUAGACAAGGGUUGCAUCUGGCUGGUCAGCAAGUGAGGGACUCUGAGAGACCAGAGGAGGUGGUGGUUAUGAAGAAGCUGAACUUCUCUGAGAGACGAGAUUCGUUUAAAAAGCAGGAAGCAGUUCAGGAGGUCAACUUUGAUGACAUUGAUAACAUUGAUAACAAAGGUGUCACAUCUCAUCCUCGGUUCAGAGCAGCAUGGGUCAUGGCAACACAGGCAGCGGGGAGUUAUGAAACUCCAAAUAGCAAGACAGAUGAGCUUGGAUCCAAGCUUAAGGAGCAGAGGGAACGAGAGGAUGAGUGUUAGCCUUCGUUAAGUCCAGAAAACUGUGAGACUUGGAUGUACGGUUGCUUCCAUGAUAACCUUAAACAAAAUCAGAGAAAAGGCAGGGGUAGAAGUCUUUGUCUAGCAUCACUUAAAAGCAAAAGUCAUUCACCUGUUUUUUUUUCUAGACAAUGUCCUUGUGGACAUUUAAAUUGUUUUAUAAGUUAGCACAAAGAACUAGUAGAUUUUUGAAAAAAGUUUAUUUAUUACAUUGAAAGUCAUGCAUUUAUAUGAGAUGGGAAUAGAAUCGUCUUACAAUAAAAAUGCUUUGUAAGAAUUUGCACAUACAUUGUCCUGCUGAGGUUCAGUUACCUUUUUUCCAUUCUCUUUUUUUUGGCAAUUUAUCAUUGCCAUUUGGUCAUAUUGAAUGAACAAGAAAUUAAUCUUGCAUUCAGUUGGUCAUGUCCCUCAAUACCCAAAUAAUGUUUGUAUGAAGCCAAUUGGCCAAGGUCGGCAUUUAAGUGUAUUAAAUGUACCUAAACAGAAAGUUCUCAUUACUUAGAACAAAAUGGCUUACUAAUACUAAUUUGGUAAUAUAUUUUUAUUUAUAAUGUUUUGCCAUUGUAUUUUUUGUUACCGCAUUGUACAACUGAAUUAAUUUUAACUGUGUAACCUUGAACACAUUUUCACAAAUGGUGGUUUUAUGUCUAUCAGUGUUUAGUGAAUUCAAGAGAAAAUCAAUUUUCACAACAGCUGCAUGACUGUGUUUUUUUUUUUACUUAUAAUUAUACUCUGCUCAAUAACCUUCUGCGAUGUUGACAAUUUCUUGUUUGGUUAUACAAAAGUUGCAGGAAUUACUUGAUUAUGUGUACCAUGAGCUUUCUGUGUAAUCAUCUGCUGUUUCCUGAUUCAUUCAUCAAAUCUAAAAAUACAGAAGACGAAGUUCAGAAUUUUGUCAAUUUUGUCAAUUUUAACUUGCACUCCUAGCCUGACUUGUCUCUUCUUCUGUAUUACAGAGUAGUGUGCCACUAUUUCCUUGAAUUCACAUAUUAUCUUUUUUUAUUAUUAUUUUUGUACGGUAACGUAUUGCUGUUUUUAAAAGUUCUAUAUCUGUGUUGUCUUAAAAUCUAAAUGCAUCAAGUUUUCUUUAGUUUUUUUCCCCACACAGCCUGAUUUAAGGCUCUCAGAAUUGAUCCAAGCCUCUCGACUUUAUCACUUAACCUCAACUGAGCUUGUAGAGAUUGGAUUUAAGUGAUUAAAUGUAUAAAAUAGCUAAUAAUCCUAUUUUCUGUGGUUUCAGUUAUUUUCCUAUUGGAACUGCAUGUUUUUCAUACUACAGCGCUAUUGUAGCUUAGCUUUGUGUGGAACAUUAACGUGUUCAGUGGCGUGGCAACAAGGGUGGCACGGGGUGGCAGCUGCCACCCUAAAAAAUAGCUUUGCCACCCCAUUUACCACCCCAGAUGACAGCUCGGAUACGGAGGGGCAUCGGCUUAACUUCCCCCCAUCUUAGGCUACUUCAAUCGAUUGGGUCACGAAAAGUACUUAUCAAAUAUAAUCUAUAAUUCACAAUAGUUUUAGUUUUAAGUCUGAUGUCUUUAUUAUGUAGAUAAAGUGCAUUUCUGCC